Molecule: messenger RNA, 454 nt
Organism: Staurois parvus
Lineage: Eukaryota; Metazoa; Chordata; Amphibia; Anura; Ranidae
Source: the annotation of a GenBank genome assembly
ACUUGGUGCCUGCUGUCGUGCCAGAUGACUUGGUGCCCGCUGUCGUGCCAGAUGACUUGGUGCCCACUGUUGUGCCAGAUGACUCGGUGCCCGCUGUCGAGCUUGAUGACUCGGUGCCCGCUAUCCUGCCAGAUGACUCGGUGUCCACUGUCGUGCCAGAUGACCCGGUGUCCUGCUGUAGUGCCAGAUGACCCGGUGCCCGCUGUCGUGCCAGAUGCCCGGUGCCGGCUGCUCCGCCUGAUGCCCGGUGCCCGCUGCCUCGCCUGAUGGCCCGGUGCCCGCUGCCUCGCCUGAUGGCCCGGUGCCCGCUGCUUCCGCCCGAUGUGCCUCUGUCCGCUGCCCAGCCCGAUGUGCCUCAGUCUGCUGCCCAGCCCGAUGUGCCUCUGUCUGCUGCCCAGCCCGAUGUGCCUCUGUCUGCUGCCCAGCCCGAUGUGCCUCUGUCUGCUGCCCAGCC